This is a messenger RNA of Teleopsis dalmanni, 700 nucleotides long. RefSeq names its product secreted acidic protein 2-like. The transcript has 3 exons. Bases 14 to 700 code for a protein of 228 amino acids. The record is from RefSeq and is a predicted model, not a curated record. NCBI's taxonomy places the organism in Eukaryota, Metazoa, Arthropoda, Insecta, Diptera, Diopsidae.
AUAAAUUAAAAUUAUGAUUGCCACCAACGAACCAAUACCAGUUCAAAAUACAACUACAGCAAUUCCAAAUAAUCUUGGAGAAGAUACAAAUAAUUUGGUAAUUGCAUCCACAGCUACCACAAAUGGUAAAAAUACCGCAAAUGCUGUGGUUACAGCCGCAAUACCAGUAACAGUAACAGAUGAAACACUAACAUCAACAGCAGUAAGAACCGUGCCAAUAUUUACCUUAGGGACAACAGACGAAGAAGAUAAUGAAGACGAUGAUGAAGACGAUGAUAAUGAAGAAACCGAAAAUGACAAUGAUGAAGAUGAAGAUUUACAAGAAAGUGUUGAUAAUGAUAAAAGUCACGAAGCUUUAGAAGAUCAAACCAAAAGCUCGACAAAACAAAUAGCAUCAAAUGAUGAAGAUACUUGCAAAACAACAAAAUCUAUUGAAGAUAAACGUACUGAAAAUGCUUCAAAGGAAAAUGGUACGGGUACAUCCGGCACGAGUUCAUCUGGUGGUGGCAGCAGGCCGGGACACAGAAAAUCAUCACUUGCACUAACGCCGGAAGAUGAAUCGAUGGAUACACAUCAGAUGAGCAGUGGCAAGAAGGACUCCAUUGUCACAGUGGCAGCUUUAGGCAAUUUCACCCAUACGGUUGUGCGGCGCGCAACGGGAAGUGAGUAUCAUUUAAUGGUUUAUAAUAUUUACAAGUGA